UUAUGAGAAUGACGUUAUUUUUAUUUCUAACUUGACGGAAAAUUAAGUCAAAACAACGAUUGAUCAGUUGUGAACCUAACACUUCAAAAGUUUUAUUAUAUAACCUGAAAGUUAUGAGUCUAAGAAGUUUUAUUUUUAAUACAACAGUGAAACAAACCUCUUUACUGAGGCAAAUAAGGCUUUCAUCAUGUUGGUCUUGUGGCAAAGACGUUAUGAACAUACAGCCCAGUUUGUUUUGUGGAAGUUGCAAUGCGUUACAACAGCCACCCAAAGAUGAAAACUAUUUUAAAAUCAUGGGGUUGAAGGAAUCCUAUGACUUAGACGAGUCAGAAUUAGCUAAGAAAUACAAAGAAUUACAGAAGUACCUACACCCUGAUAAGUAUGCUAACAGAAAAAAAGAAGAACAAGAUAUCUCGGAAAAGUAUUCAUCACUGGUUAAUGAAGCAUACAAGACAUUAUUGGAGCCAUUAAACAGAGGUAUUUACAUGUUGCGCUUACAAGGCAAAGAGAUACCAGAACAAACAGAAGUAGACCAAGCAUUCCUAAUGGAAAUCAUGGAAAAGAAUGAAGAAGUAGAAAAUGCGGAGACAGAAAAAGAAAUAAUGGAAUUAAAUGCAGAAAACAAAGCCAAAAUAAAUAGUUUACAGAAAGAGGUCUCUGCUGCGUUUUUUGAAGGAGACAUGAAGAAAGUUAUCAAGUUACUAGGUCUUAUGAAGUAUUAUACUAGCAUAGACACUCAAAUACAACUAUCUAUACGUAAUAAAGGAAUUAUACGGUAAAGUAAUAAUGCCUAGCACUUGUACCUACCUGAGUCAGGGUGGCGCCACUGUCGCAAUCCUUUUUGUGAAACGGUUUUUGUUUUGUGACCAAUAAGCACCUAUCACUUGCAAUUUUUCAUUCGGUCUAUUUCCCAAUUUUACUGGAAACAUGUGUGCAAUUUAUAAGUAUAGAAAUUCAAAUGUAUAAAUUAGUCUUCCAAAUAAAAUGUUUGUUCUUGUACACAAUCAUAAUUAUGGUUUAUACUUGUUACUUAUUGAGUGUUUAUUCAAAAAUGAAAAUAUACUUUACCGUUUUGUUGCAGUA
Molecule: messenger RNA, 1083 nt
Organism: Spodoptera litura
Lineage: Eukaryota; Metazoa; Arthropoda; Insecta; Lepidoptera; Noctuidae
Gene: Hsc20
Product: iron-sulfur cluster co-chaperone protein HscB-like protein, mitochondrial
Biological process (GO): [2Fe-2S] cluster assembly; protein complex oligomerization
Cellular component (GO): mitochondrion
Molecular function (GO): protein-folding chaperone binding; ATPase activator activity
Source: RefSeq, a predicted model, not a curated record